AUGGCGGGCGCGCCAGCUCCGCCAGUGUCGUCGACGAAAGCGGAGGCGUUCGCGAGCCUGUCGAUUCUGCUGCAGAUCGCCAUGCUCAUGGUCGCAUUCGUCGUCGGACAUAUCCUGCGACGUCGCAAGGUGUACUACAUCCACGAGGGCAGCGCCGCCCUGCUCAUUGGCCUCGUGGUGGGCUCCGUGGGCAACUGGCGAGGCACUCAGGAGAGCUUCAGCCUUCAAGUGAAGCCGUUUUUCAACAACUUUGGAGCCAUAGUCACCUUUUCAUGUCUCGGCACUUUCCUCUCAGCCAUUGUCACUGGCAUCCUCGUCUACGUGGGCGGAUUCCUCUUCCUCAUGUACAAGCUCUCCUUCCUCGAAGCUCUCAUCUUCGGAUCCCUUAUCUCCUCCACCGACCCGGUUGCUGUGCUCGCCAUCUUCCAGGACGUGGGAGCAGACACGAAUCUCUAUGCGCUUGUGUUCGGCGAGUCUGUGCUCAACGACGCGGUGGCCAUUACCAUGUACAGAUCGCAGCCCAUCAGCGCAACCAGUCAGUUCCUCCCUCCCCUCCAACCGCACAGGACCGUGAUGACCAUCAUUCGCAACCCUGCAGCCGACCCAAGCAUCUCUGCCGCCUUCCAAUACGCCGCCAUAACCUUUGCAGGCUCCACCUCCAUUGGUAUUUCUAUCUCUUUCCUACUCCCCCACAUACGUGGUUGCUUCAAACGCCUCUUAACUUUUCCCUCACCUUUCCCUUUCCCUGUGCUGCCUCAUCUCUGCCUGACCUCUUCCAACUUUGCCCUGACCUCUUCCAACUUUGCCCUGACCUCUUCCAACUUUGCUCUGCCCUCUUCCAACUUUGCUCUGCCCUCUUCCAACUUUGCUCUGCCCUCUUCCAACUUUGCUCUGCCCUCUUCCAACUUUGCUCUGCCCUCUUCCAACUUUGCUCUGCCCUCUUCCAAGUUUGCUCUGCCCUCUUCCAACUUUGCUCUGCCCUCUUCCAACUUUGCCCUGCCCUUCUCCACUCGACUCAAGAUCCAUUUGUACCCAUCCUUAACUCCGUUGUGCCGUUUUGCUACGUGUGACCUGGUGUGUUGCUGUAUACGGCGUACCAUCCAACACCUCUUCAAGUAUGCCGGCCUCUCCGUGAAGAAUCUUCACAACCUCGAGUGCUGCCUCAUCGUUCUCUUCCCCUACAUCUCCUAUCUCGUGGCGGAGGGCCUUGCACUCUCAGGCAUCGUUGCCAUCCUCUUCUGUGGAAUUCUCAUGAAGCGCUACACCUUCCCCAACCUCUCAGAGGUGGCUCAAGUCCUCUCUGCCGGCUUCUUCCAGCUCAUCGCCUCCAUCGCUGAGACCUUCACGUUCAUCUACAUGGGAACGGAGAUUGCUCUGGGGGAGCACCAGCGGUGGGGGCACAUCAGCUUCAUCUUCUUCUCCAUCCUCUUCAUAGCUGUAGCAAGGGCCGCGAAUGUGUUUCCGUGCGCGCAUCUCAUCAACCUCUUCCGCCCUCCCUCCAAGCAAAUACCUGACAGCCACCAAAAGGCGCUCUGGUUUAGUGGUCUGCGAGGAGCCAUGGCGUUUGGGCUGGCUCUGCAAGCAACACAUGACCUACCCAACCACAGCCAUGGGAGGGCGAUAUUCACCACCACAACAGCUAUUGUCAUGCUCACUGUGAUUCUGCUGGGCGGCAGCACGUCGACUGUGCUGGAGCGGCUGCGUGUGACGGGGGACAGAUACAGCCAGCUGAGACAGCCGGAUGACACAUCGGACGAGGAAGAAGAAGAGGGCAGUGGCAUGACGCACGGCCUCAUACAUGCACAUGAGGACACACAUGGGAGCGCACGCGGCCAUGGGCAUGGUGAUGGGCGUGGGGGAGGGCGAGGAGGAGGGCGAGGAGGAGGGCGAGGAGGAGGGGAGCCGAAUAGGGCUCCGUUUUCGCCCCAGAAGUUGGGCUCUGCUGAUGUGUAUUCCCAACACCAUGUCAACAUCCUGCCAGAAAACCCUUCCUUUGAGGACCUUGAUUCGAAGUACAUCCGGCCGUUCUUCACCGCUGAGCCUGCACCUGAUACACGACGAAAGGAGGGUGCAGGGGCGGACAGGGCGGGUGAGAGGGACAGAGGUGGAGGAGUGGGAGGGGGAGUGGGAGGAGUGGGAGGAGGAGUGGGAGGAGGGAGGUCGCCCCAAAUCACCUCACCACAGAGGAGAGGGGCCAGUGGUGUUGGCAGUGGUGGUGCUACUCCUGCUGCUGCUGGCGGGCUUUCAGGGAAUUCUGUGGUCGCUUGCUGUAACCACAAGUUCGCCAUGUCGUCAGACCCGCCGUGUUACCUUCCAGAUGACUCGGACGAAUCGCCCGAGCAUAGCGACGAUAACUGGGAUAGCUCUAGCGAGGAUACUGGUAAACGGAGAGAAGCCAAGGAGAAGGCAGAUGUAGUCUCGGCGAUUUUGCUGGCGGCAGCAGCGUCGGAUGCGGAGAGCCGUCCAAUUGGCGACGAUGAGGUGGACGCGGUGCUGCGAGAGCUAGGCGUUAGUAACAAUGACGUCAGCAACGACGUCAGCAGAGACUGUAUCGAGGGAAGCAAUAAUGGAGGGGAGCCUCGGAGAAAGGAGGGAGAAGAGUCGGGAGGAGAGAAGAGAGGGAAGGAGAGAGGAGGAAGUGGAGGCGAAGGGAGAGGAGAGAGGAGAUUCGAGGACAGAGGAGGAGAAAGCGAAGCAGAUAGAGGCAGAGAGAGUGAGAGCGUGGGGAACGGCGAGCCGUGUGAACAGGCCAUACUCAUGCCAUCUCUCUGCCCACCCAACCUCUGCUCACCUUCACCGCAGGACGAGAACCAGCAGGAGUGGCGGCAGCACGGCCGGCAUUUCCUGUCGACUCAAAAGCUUUCCCGUCCACCCCCUUGCCACGCUGCCCUCCACUAUGCGCCUGGACCCCUCAGGUACGGGGACGAGUACAAGCUAGCAGCGUUCGGAGGGGUGCUGCAGGCGCUGGUGGCGUAUGUGGAAUCGACAGGAGACCACAUCCGGAGCAUUGCUGCUGGGCUGCAUCAGGUCCUCUUCCUCGUGCGCGGCUCCUUCUACCUGGUGGCCAUCACAGAUGCGGGCGAGCCGGAGCCAAUCAUAGAGCGACAGCUGGACCACCUCCACAAGAUGCUCCUCAUGCUGCUGACGUCAGCCAUUGAGAGGUCGUUUCUGCGCAACCCCAAGUUUGACAUCCGGCCACUGCUGGGCGGCACGGAUCGUCUCUUCUCCGCUCUCAUCCACUCCUUCUCCUGGGACCCAGCCAGCUACCUCUCGUCCAUGCGCUGUCUGCGCAUACCGGCAUGGGUGCGCACAACAGUGAGCGGCGCAAUCAAGACGGCUGCCGCCGCCUCCCCUGCGCUCUUCGCGCUGGUCUUCUCGGGCUUUGAGGUGGUGACAGUGGCGCACAGGAAGCGAGAGCCUCUUCACUCCGAUGACAUUUUCCUGCUGCUCAACUUCCUCAACGCCUCAGAUUCCUUUCGAACAUCCCCCGAGUCCUUCACGCCAGUGUGUCUCCCUCACUACAACCCCGCCGCCUUCCUCUAUGCCUAUUCCUUCACGCCCGUGUGUCUGCCUCACUACAACCCAGCCGCCUUCCUCUAUGCCUAUGUGCACUACUGGGCGGCAGAGCAGCCACUGCCGCCCACUCCUUGCACCAUCCACUCCCACUCCUCCCUCCACUCCAACGCCCCCCGCUCAAACUCCUCCCGCUCCUCCUCCCGGUCGCAAGCAAGUGCUGUGUACGAUCACCACCAGUCGCGGGGAGACACGGGGCUGCUGCUUCUUUCCGCUGAUCCCAACAGCUUCCACUCACUCAAAGACGUCAGGGUGGCAAUGGAACGCACGCUGCUACAGUGCAACAUCUUCCAGGAAAUUUCCUCUGCAGCUUCCUCUCCUUCUCGCGGCGUCACUGUUCAUCUCGUCCAAUCACACAUCGACUCGAUCGCCGCCGCUUCUGCUGCAGCCAAUAGGAGCGCUCGCACCACCACCACCGCCACUACUAGUAGCAGCAGCAGCAGCAGCAGCAGCAGUAGUAACAACGCUAGGCUCUCUCCCUUUCCUCCCUCCUCUCCUCGCUUCACUACCCCUUCUCGCAUCGCCACCACCACUGCCACCAACCCUCCAACCACCACCACAACCACAAAAUCCUCCUCCUUUCCUCAACGCACCUCCUCCCCUGCUCUCCGCUCCUCCUCUCGCCCUCUCCGUUCCUCCUCCCCUGCCCGCCGCUCCCCCUCCCCCUCUUCCCGCCGCUCUUCCUCCCCCUUCCGAUCUCCCGCCCUCCUCCCCUCCCCCCAACCCCCUGGGUUGCCCUUUCCUGAUCCAUACGGACUAGGCCCUGGCAUGGGGUGUGAUAUUAUCCCCAUGGGCCAAUCAGAAAACGGUGCUGACGAGGAUGAUGAUUACUCAGGGGCGUUCGACCAAUCAGAGGGCCAGGGGGUGUUUGGUGGUGGGGGGGAGAGGGAGGGGGAGGGGGGAGGAGAAGGUGCGGAGGGAGGGGAAGGGGAGGAGGAAGGAGAGGAGGGAGAGGAGGAGGAGGAUGAGGAGGAGGAGGAUGGAGCAGUGUUAGCACUGGAAAAGCUGAGAAGUGUAUUGGGAGGGGGCAUGGCUGUGGGUAUGGGCAUGGGUACGGGUAUGGGGAUGGGCCAGCAUGAAAACGAUUCACCAGUGACAGAAGUGCCAAUAUCUGUUCCUCUUGAGCCAUCCUCUGCUCCACCCAACCGGUCCCUCCCUCCUCCUCUCACCAUUCCCACUCAGAUAUCCCCUCAGGUGCCGGCACAGCCACUCACACAGACACCCACACGGAUGGCAGCACAGGUCGCAGUGCAGAUAGCAGCGCAAGCAGCGCCCAUGUGGGGCCCGCAGGGUCUGCUGCACUUCGUGUUCCGCAGCGUGCCUCUGCGCCAGUUCGUCCUGGCGGAGUUCCCCUCAGCGCUGAGCGACAGACGGCAGCAGAAGACUCUUCUGCGGGCUUACCAGACCAUGCACUCCUCCAUGACAGCUCAGACCCCCGUCACCGCACCGCACGCUACUGGCGGCGCCACGUCAGCAGCCUCCUCUGCCAUGUCAGCAUCCUCGUCGUCCGCGACAGCGUCAUCAUUGCUGGCUGCGAUGGAAACCGGUGGCAGCUGCCCCGUGCCGGGCGGCAUCAAGACGCAGUACAGACGAACCAAGGACUUCGUGCUCCUCUCCUGGCGAACACAUGACUUUGAGAUCAUGGCUGCAUUCGACCCUCUCGCAACUAAGGUGCGGUUAGGGGCAUGGCAUGGUGGUGGCAUGGGAUGGUGGUGGCAUGGCAUGGUGGUGGCAUGGCAUGGUGGUGGCAUGGCGUGGUGGUGGCAUGGCAUGGUGGUGGCAUGGCGUGGUGGUGGCAUGGCAUGGUGGUGGCAUGGCGUGGUGGUGGCAUGGCGUUGUGGUGGCAUGGCAUGGUGGUGGCAUGGCAUGGUGGUGGCAUGGCAUGGUGGUGGCAUGGCAUGGUGGUGGCAUGGCAUGGUGGUGGCAUGGCAUGGUGGUGGCAUGGCGUGGUGGUGGCAUGGCGUGGUGGUGGCAUGGGAUGGUGGUGGCAUGGCAUGGUGGUGGCAUGGCGUGGCUUAG
This is a messenger RNA of Closterium sp. NIES-65, 5592 nucleotides long. The record is from the annotation of a GenBank genome assembly. Lineage: Eukaryota; Viridiplantae; Streptophyta; Zygnematophyceae; Desmidiales; Closteriaceae.